CACACUGACACGCACACACGCGCACACACACACAGACACACGUACGCACGUGCGCGCGCGCGCGCUAGCUUCUGGUGAAAAUGGGUUUUUGGCACACCUCUGACGUCAUCUAGUCAGCAUAUUGCCUUUAAUAAGAAGGUUGAAGGUUGGCUUGAAACAUUAAUUGGUGUCGGACAUUGUUAACAUCUCCAUCGGCCCGUCCUUAGGGGAUGGUGAUUGUGUUGUCAUGGUUUCAGUCAUGAUGUCGGCAGGUUUGAUACAGCAUCUUUCCGUCUGUCUGCAUCCGCAGUAAAAGCGCACUUGGGGAUGGAGAAAGCGACAGCCUGAAGGAGCGCAAUUUCUGCACACGGGGAGAAAUUACACCAGCUGGGCUUCAGCGUUCCUCUCUUCGCGCAUCGGGUUUUUAAAGGGACGUACCGUUUAUCAUGUCUGCGAAGGAAAGACUCAAAGGCAAGAUGACCAAAGACAGCGUUACCUUGCUGCCCUGCUUUUAUUUCGUGGAGCUCCCGAUUCUGGUGUCCUCUGUGGUCAGCUUAUACUUCUUGGAGUUGACAGAUAUUUUUAAGCCAGUGCGUUCGGGCUACAGUUGCAAUGACCGGAGUCUCAGCAUGCCUUACAUUGAGCCCACAAAGGAGGUCAUCCCCUUCCUCACGCUCUUCAGUCUGGCUUUCGCCGGGCCAGCGGUGACGAUUAUGAUUGGAGAAGGGAUCCUGUACUGCUGCUUGGCCAGAAGAAACAUUGCCAUCAAAACAGAGGCUAACAUAAAUGCAGCUGGCUGCAAUUUCAACUCUUACAUCCGAAGAGCUGUGAGGUUUGUGGGGGUCCAUGUGUUUGGCCUGUGUAUCACAGCACUCAUCACAGAUAUUAUCCAGCUGGCCACAGGAUACCAUGCCCCCUACUUUCUCACUGUGUGCAAGCCCAACUACACCAGCCUCAACACUUCCUGUGAUGAGAACUCUUUCAUUGUGGAUGACAUCUGCUCUGGGCCUGAUCCAGCGGCAAUAAAUGCUGGCAGGAAGUCCUUCCCAUCUCAGCACGCCACUCUGGCAGCUUUUGCGGCUGUGUACAUCUCCAUGUACUUUAAUGCCACUCUGACUGACUCAUCCAAGCUCCUGAAGCCACUCCUGGUGUUUUCCUUUAUCAUCUGUGGCAUUAUCUGUGGCCUGACUCGCAUCAUUCAGUUCAAGAACCACGCCGUGGAUGUCUACAGUGGCUUUCUCAUUGGAGGGGGCAUAGCCAUCUACCUGGGUCUGUAUGCAGUCGGAAACUUUAAACCUAGUGAAGACACAUCCCUGAAAACACAUGUACAUCCUCCUCUCCGACAACCGCAGCCACCGCAACCUCCACCACAGCCCCAGCCUGUGGUGCCUCCACCUGCCAUGCGGGAACCUCUGAGACCUUUACCAAACCUGAACACAGAUCCACCACGCUUACUUCCACCUAAGAGCCUGAGCAUGCGCGAGCGUCCCACCUCAGCUCGCUCCGAGAGUAUCCUCCUACGUGGCCCAUCCCACAGAGAGAACAUGUCCAGUUUGAAAAGGGCAAGCACAGAGGUAGAGUGCAUUACGCCACCCAGUCCCCUCUGCAAGGAGAGUUUUGUGACAUUCAGUAACACCUUGCCCCGGGUGCACUCAACUGGAAUUGAAGAACCAGUGCCUCGUCGCCAUGCUGCUAUCCAUGCCUCCAUGGACUCCACACGUUCCAAGCAGCUGCUGUCACAAUGGAAGACCAAGAAUGAGAACCGCAAGCUGUCUCUUCAGGUGAUGGAGGCCGAGGCUGGACAAUUGUCUCCCCAGCGAAACAUGGAGCUCCGGUGCAGCUCUGAACCCUCAGCCAUGGGCUUAGAUGGUGAGCUCCGUGGUGGACCUCCUGGACAGUACAUGAAGCUAGCUGCUAGUGCUUUGCCAUUAGCUAAUAAUAGCUCUGGUGGCCUAACUGCUGGCGCUAGGGUAUCAAUCCAGUCACGACCAGGAUCAUCCCAACUUGUGCACAUCCCUGAGGAGACCCAAGAGAACGUGAGCUCCUCACCUCAGGAGGAUGAUGGGGAGGUGAAUGAUGGUGGGGGAGGUGGCGGGACUGCACGGUCAAAAUGGCUGAUGGUGGCAGAGAAGAGUACCGCCUGUCGGACUAACAGCCAGCCACGUAUCAUGCAGGUCAUCGCAAUGUCCAAGCAGCAGGGCAUGUUGCACGGUAGUCCUAAAAGUGAAGGCAGCACCGUGAGUUGUACCGGAUCCAUCCGUUACAAAGCCCUCAUGGAUCAGGAACCCAACAUUGUUCGAGUGGAGGCCCACCCUGAGAACAGGCCCAUGGUUAAACCACCAUCUACAGAUGGCAGUGGGUCCUGGAGGUGGAAACCGCAGGAGCGGGGCAGCAUCCGGCAAUCCCUCGAACUCAACGACUUAAACCGGGACUCCGAAAGCUGCGAGUCAUUGAAAGAUGGCUACGGCUCCAUAGAUGGCAACCGGAGCCUACCUGACAUGAGCAACCCCCAUCAUCCCCAUUUCCACCAUCACCACCACCAACAGAGUAUCACCACUAUCCGAGUCACACCGGUGGAAGCCAGCAGUGAAGCCACCUCGGAAACUCUCUCCACCACCUCCAGUCGAGACUCCACACUACGCAGAAAAGGCAACAUCAUACUGCUCCCCGACAGAGGACCUAGUCCUGAUAAUGCCAGAAACCUGCCUCACUUUUUCAAACCCUCUCCUACACCUCCCCCCAUUUUGACUUUCAAGGAGUGAAAGAAAUCUCUUUCCAUUCCAAUCCUAAGAGUUACCUUGCUCUCUGAACUGAAGAUUGGAGGCUCUGUUAGGGGACUGAGUAGAGCCGGUCAUUCUGCAUAGAUCUACAUUCCCUGACAGUUAGACACAACUGCACUCUCCAGAACAUGUAAGGCAACAUUGUGCAUUGUCAAUCUACAUUCUGUAGGACUCGUUACUAUAACAUAAGCACAAAAUGUGAAAUUUGGGGCUUUUUGGUAAAGGUGAUUGUUUGAUUUGCCUAUUUCAUUUGGAUUAGCUUCGAAUCCAUUGUCUUAUCGGAAUUGUCUGUUGUCUCAUGGCAACGUGGGUGCUUUUAAAACUUUGUAAAUUUAUAAAUAUUUUCUCAAUAUAAAUAUUUGUAUGUAUUCUGGACAGCUCGAUCACAUUUUUCAUGCUUAGGGAUAAUAAUUGUUUUCACUAUGUCGAUAUGAAAUAUUUUAGCCACGCUUUAAAUCAGACUCUUUAGACAAAUAGGAGAAUGUUAUUGUGAUGUUUACAGAGGGAUUUAGCAACCAUGUAUUAACCAAAUGGAUGUUUUGUUUAGGGGGCUUGUUUAACCAUAUGCACUUAGUGUUUUGGUGACCAUGAAUGAGCUAUUUUCAUUCAAACAGCUGAAAGUGCUCUUUGCUGGCAUAGAGACAAUGAAUUUAUAGAGACUCAGCCUUUGGCAUUGUAAUGCAGAGAACAAUACAUUCUUCAGACAUUAAUGUCAUAUUGCCUUUGUGUAAUAUAAACUUUUAUUUGGUUCCAUAGGCCAAUGAGCACUAUUUCGCUUUGUGCUUUGAGUACAGGUAUAAUUGUGUUUUAUGGCCCAUUGCUCUAUGUUUACAGUGAUGUAUUGUGCAUCAUUUUCUUAGUUGUCCCCCCAUUUUGCCUGGCAGAAUGGGGUUAUAUAGCUACUGAGGUGCAUCGUCCUCUUCAUUUUUAAGAGUGUGGGCAUAAACAAAUGACUCAUACUUCACUGCACAUUGCAGAGAAGCAUACACAAUAUGAGAGCAAUAGGAGGCCCCCAAGGUACUAGUGGGAAUUUAUUGCUUAUUUUUGUAAACGUCUAAAAAAAUACUAAUAAUCAUAUUCAUAGAGUGCCUCAAAAAAUAUUAUAUGCCUAUUAGCUAGUGAUAACUUAGCUCCUUCUUGCAGUAACUAUACAAAAAUGUUGCAGAUGUAAUGAUUACGGUGCAGAAUUGACAGAUGUUCACUGACUUUGCUUUAAAUAACCAAAACGGGCACAGUCACGCCAUAAUGACAAGUGUUGCAUAAACUAAGAACUAAGGAUUCGUCCUGUGUGGCGUGUGUAUUUCUAAACAGUGCUAAACUGUGUAUUUGUAUUUCUAGCUCAUUGUUUACAUCCUUGUUAGGACCACAUUGUUAUAUAUACAUAAUAUUUGUAUAUAUUAUGUAAUAUAUUUAUAUAUAUAUAAAUAUUGCCAAAUAAGAAUGUAUGUUGAGCAAGGUGACAGAUACAUGCAGUUAAUUCAUGUACAGUGUCAUUUUUAUGAUGUUGGUUAUUUUUGAUUUUUUUUUUUAUUGAACUAAGACUAUAUAUAUAUACACACGCACACACACACGCAUAUAUAUAUAUUUUGAUGUGUCUGUUAAGAAUGAAUCCGAACCAACACAUUUUGAAGUUUCAUAUAUGCUUGUACAGUAUAAAUGUACCCCACAUUAUGGCUUUAACCUGUCCUUAAAUAUGCAUGGUGACUUAAAACUGUAAGUACUGUAACUAAAGGAUUUGUUUUGUUUUGCUUUGCUUUUCAUUAUUUUUAUUUU
This is a messenger RNA of Cyprinus carpio (common carp), 4532 nucleotides long. RefSeq names its product phospholipid phosphatase-related protein type 4-like. NCBI's taxonomy places the organism in Eukaryota, Metazoa, Chordata, Actinopteri, Cypriniformes, Cyprinidae. The record is from RefSeq and is a predicted model, not a curated record. Gene Ontology annotation, molecular function: phosphatidate phosphatase activity. Gene Ontology annotation, biological process: phospholipid dephosphorylation; axonogenesis; signal transduction.